AUGGCACCUGUCCUAGUCCACCCAUCAUAUCCCUCUCUUAUCCCCCGAUCAACAUUACCUGCAGCGGCUCAUGCAACUCCAAUUAAGGUCACAAAGUACAUCGGUCUCAAGGUACUACUUCAGCUCUUUGCAGGAACGGCCGUGAUCUUUGUGCUUGCAGUUUUCUUUUGGAAGAUCGGGAAAUUCUGUCGCUAUCUCACGCAAGACAAGGUGUUUAAAAGUGGAAACACAACUACCACUCGCUACGCAAGGACUUGGUAUGGCUGGGUGUCAGCUCAACGACAUGAGGAUAACAAGAAGGCUUUUCGCAGAUGUUUCAGGAAGAUCUGGACAACGUCGGACAAUGAAUACCGCUGGGUCUGGUGGGAUCCUGGGCAGAAGGAGCUGGAAACAUACCGUGAAAGAAAACGAUUGUCGAGGUGGCUACCGAGGUGGCUCAGAAAUUACAGCUAUAUCGCAGCGGACACUAUCUGGAACCCCGGGCCUCCUCCGUGCCAGAAUGCCAGCGCCCUAAGAGAAGCAAGCUAUCUGUCUGGAACGAGCAUUGGUACCAACUUAUCUAUCCAACUAUACCUCCAGCAAGACAGUCACCAAAUGACGUUCCAAAGGAUGCGAAAACCCGACCAGGAAAUUCAGAUGAAGUCAGCCCGGAAGGGCAGGUAUAAACAGGAACGCUUACGUCUUGGAAACAGCGAAGUUAUCUGCCAAAACCGCUCGAAUUAUUCCGCCAAAGCCAUGGCUUUCCGCUCAGAUUCUGCAGAUCUUGAUUCAGUAGUCGUACGCAGCCUUUCUCUUCCAUGUCUCGUUUCAUAUAGAGGCGGAUUUCAACAGAUAUCCAUGUUUUCGGAUGCAUCGCAGAGCACACAUACAACGAUUAUCUUGAACCGUGCCCCUGCGUUGAAAAGACCUCGGGGACUCCAAUCUUCACGCAAAUACCAAGUCUGGUCCACCCGAUUGGAACUUAAGACUUCCAAGUGCCUUGGUUUCUUGGGCCCGCCUCCAGGAAGUCCGAGAUCCAAGCACCUCACCAGCCGUUCGUCCGACCAGAUGCCCCUGUCUAGGCUGGCACAUCAAGAUCGAGUACAUGUUAACACAAUCUCUACAACAUCGAGCCAUUUGAUCACAUUCGAUUGUAGAAAGCGCCACGGCACCGAAACAAAAAGACCAGCAGAAGAGACCUACCGGCUUCAUCAUGAGAGAUGGCUCUCCACAGAAAGUUCAUGCAGUCAAAUUCACCUGCAUAGGCGCACACUGACCUCCGCUUCCGAUGAUCGCCGAGUAAUGUGUCGUGGCGAUCGGCAGGAACACGGCCGUUCUUCGCGAGGGAAGAAGCCAAUGCAUGUGCAUCAUCCAAAUACAAAGACGUCCAAGAAGAAGGAGCCGGACGUCAAGUGGAACGCUGCAGCAAAAGUUCCGAUCAGACAAUUGAGCAACUGGGAGAUAUUGUUCAUCGACAGCCUGGACCGCAAACUGAAUUGGCUUCACAACCAGCUCAGCCCAGGCCGAAGACCAUAUCAUUUCGCCAUGCUUGCCAACCACUGGCUCAAUAAAGAAACCUGGCUCGUGAUUGACCCACCCUCGCGGAUCUCUAUUGAUGCUAAACGCAGGUACGGAGAUUCCAGGUUCAAUGUGCCGUUCCCGAACACUUCCUGGGGCCCUAACCCGAAGUACCCCAAGAAGUCUUGCAAAGCAAUCCGUUCUCCGCGGAUAGAUUCCUGGAGAGCAGCCGUCAACCGAAACAGAAGAGCAUCCGGGCUCCAGGAUAUUGUCAACGCGUUCCGGUUGUACGAUACUUCGGUUGAUAAUCCGCCAGACGGCAAGGUAGACCCCGCCAGCUGGAUCCUUCGCAAACCCCCGCAAGGGCUGGAGCUGUCGGCUCGAGAAAGACAGGUGUACUACGAAGGAGGAGCCGGCUUUCAGGAGACGCUUGAUGAUUGGCAAAAAGUCCGGCGUGGCUAUCGAAUCCGCAAAGCUAUUACGGAUGGGAAAGUCAACAGAACCAGAGCCAAGGAGAUCGCUUUGGGUAUCACUCGAUACUAUCGUGCGGUAACGUGCAAACCCCCCUGAUAUACCUAUAUCUGCUGCGAA
This is a messenger RNA of Aspergillus heteromorphus CBS 117.55, 2088 nucleotides long. RefSeq lists its product as uncharacterized. NCBI's taxonomy places the organism in Eukaryota, Fungi, Ascomycota, Eurotiomycetes, Eurotiales, Aspergillaceae. The record is from RefSeq and is a predicted model, not a curated record. Bases 1 to 2067 code for a protein of 688 amino acids. The transcript is spliced from 2 exons.